AUGUCGGCUAUAAACUCCCUCCAGCUUUCAGCGCGAACCGUAACUAGACGAGUGGAAGAUAUGUCAGAAGAUGUUGUUUCCCAGAUGAAGACGGACUUACAGCGAUGUAUUUUCUUCUCCUUACAAUUUGACGAGUCCACAGAUAUCAGUGAUACGUCCCAAUUAGCCAUAUUUGUCAGAAUGAUAUUCGAUGAUUUUACUGCUAAGGAAGAACUUGUUAAAAUUAUUCCCUUAAAAGGGCGGACUCGAGGUGAAGACAUAUUUUCUUCCGUUCAAGAUUAUUUUAUCUCUGAAAACAUUCCACUUCAGAAAGUGGUUGGCAUUAAAACUGACGGAGCCCCAGCGUUUACUGGAGUGCAUAACGGCUUCAUUGCCCUUUGCCGCAAAGAUGACACGUUUCCAAAUUUUUUAACAUACCACUGCAUCGUGCAUCAACAAGCACUUUGUGGUAAAUUUUUAAAUGCCGACAAUGUUAUGAAAGUCGUUGUUAAACUUGUAAACCAAGUAAGAGCUCAUGCUUUGCAGAGAAGACAGUUCCGAACUAUAAUUGCAGAAAUGAAUCUAGAAUACGGAGAAUUGCUUCUGCAUACAGAGAUACGCUGGUUAAGCAAGGGAAAGAUUCUUCGGCGCUUUUAUGAGCUCCUACCAGCUUUAAUCGCUUUUCUUAAGGAGCGUAAAGAAGACUACUCAACAUUAGAAGAACCCGCAUGGUUGAGAGAUUUUGGAAUCUUGACCGAUGUCAUAGGAAAGCUGCAUGAAUUAAAUUUGCAGCUUCAGGGUAAAGAAAAAAGUAUUCUUCAAAUGAUUUCCGAAGUAAAGUCAUUCAUUGCGAAACUUGAACUAUGGGGAAAAAUCUACUGGAAGGAAAUUUAA
Molecule: messenger RNA, 873 nt
Organism: Diabrotica virgifera virgifera (western corn rootworm)
Lineage: Eukaryota; Metazoa; Arthropoda; Insecta; Coleoptera; Chrysomelidae
Product: general transcription factor II-I repeat domain-containing protein 2A-like
Exons: 1
Coding region: 1-873 (290 amino acids)
Source: RefSeq, a predicted model, not a curated record